Messenger RNA from Cladophialophora psammophila CBS 110553, 348 nucleotides. RefSeq lists its product as uncharacterized. The record is from RefSeq and is a predicted model, not a curated record. The transcript is spliced from 2 exons. NCBI's taxonomy places the organism in Eukaryota, Fungi, Ascomycota, Eurotiomycetes, Chaetothyriales, Herpotrichiellaceae. The coding region runs from base 1 to 348 and encodes 115 amino acids.
AUGCAACAAUCUUCCGAAAUGGACCCGUCGACUUGGUCAGGUCAAGACUAUGCGCCUGGCACUUCCUACCAUUCAUGGGUGGUUGCGUAUCUCGGUGAGGUGGUCGACAAUGGUUUCCAUUCUCAAAUGGCAAAUAGUUCGACUAUCGUGUACAUUCAGGCGGUCGAUACCUAUCUUAUUGUGCUAAAACCCUCGGAUGAUCGGAGGCGGGGAUCGUCAAUCGAUGUUCGAAUCGACCAGAGGAGCUCAAUCUGUCUUCCUCGUGUCUUAUUGGUCUGGGGGCUAACUAGGGAUCAAUCACAGACAAUGGGGUUCCCUCCGAAGCAAAAACACCCACCAACACAGUGA